AUGGCUAGUGUGGGCGAGAACGGGUCUGCCGCGAGUAGCCCGACGUUGUCGUUGAAAGGUCGAGCAAACGAGCUCAAGGCCGAGGACUCGCUACUGGGCCCACCACGCUCAUCGGUCCUCACACCGUCCUCCUCGACAACCCCCCAGGUCUCCCUCCUCGGUCCCGACUCUUCCCCUUCGACCUCUCUCUUCCCGCCUAUCGAUGCGAACGGCAUUAGCGCAGCAAGUGCGACGUCCGCGCUAGCCGCACGACCUCGAGCCGGCACCCUUCCUUCGACUUUCCACCUGCGUUCAUCCGCGGCAGGCCUGCGAUCAGCUCUUGCCGCGCCCGACGCCCUCCUGGCUCCUUCAGCCUUCCACAACGGUACAGCGUCUCUACCAGGUUCAGGCCCGACCACCCCGCUCGAACAGCCUUUCGCUUCGGCCCUCCUCCCACCUUCUUCCGCUGCCGCAACCCAACAUCGACUGCGAUCCGGCUCGUUGACCCUCCCACCGUCGAGUCUGUCGAGUGCAUUCGGUCCAGGCGUUUUCUCGAGCGCAGACUGGACGACGCGGACAGAUCGCAGCGGAAGCGACCCGACAACUCGGCUUUCGACCCUCGCGAGCGAUCCUCGAAGCCCGGACGAGAGCUCAUACGGAGACGACUCGCAUGUGCGGACACUGGACUACCUCGGACUGGCGGAAGAGACCUCUUCGAGCGGUGGCGGCACGAACGAAAGCCUCUUGACGAGUGCACCUCUUCAUGCGACGGGUGUCAAUGCCCGGUCGAACUCGCUGUCGGGGUCGCUGGCGCCUCCGAUGCAGCGAUUGGGAUCUACAGGCAGCAUCCAGCCUGCUCCGAGCGCGCUGGGCGACUUUGCUGCACACCAGCGCCUCCGAAGCCACACGGUCGCCUCUGCCUUCCCGCCCCGUUUCAAUGCGGACGCUCUCUCCCUCUUCCACUCGCCGCACCCGUCCGCCUCGUACCCUAGCUCAGCUGCAGGACACAGUCCGGCAGCCGCGCGCGACGACCCGUUCAACUCGUCGCCGCCCCAGCCGUACCACCUGCCCUCACACCCUCUCCACCGUCCAAGCAGCUCGUCCGACCAUACGCGCCUCCUGUACGCGACAGCUGCCAGUUUAUCCGACGCUACCACACCGCCUGCACAAGCCGAAGCGAGCGUACCUGCACCCGCGCCGCCGCUCGUCAGCCUCCUCCCGCCUCAGCCUCCCUCCUCCUCCUCUGCCGCCGCGGACCACCCAAAUCGCGGACGGUCAGCAACGAUUGGCAUCAUCGACGACUCGAAGGGCGAGAUGAUCCCACGUCGCAGGGCUGGCACGACCGCUGGGAUCCCUCCUCGACACCUCGGAAUUGGCGCAACGAGUCCUGGAGAAGGUCCGGUUGCAGCGAUGGCUUCGAGGAUGGGCAGGCUCAGCAUCAGCGAGGACCCGUCGCAGGGGGGCUCAGGCUGGGGCACGUCCGAAGGAGCCGUCUCGCUCUCGCCGCCCGUGCAGCAACCGACGCGCAGUCUCUGGGUCGGCAACCUCGACCCUAAGACGACGCCCGCCGAGCUCCAGGACGUCUUUGCGCCGUACGGAGCCAUCGAGAGCUUGCGGUUGAUCCCGGAAAAGGAAUGCGGCUUCGUCAACUUCGUCUCGGUUGCGGACGCGAUGCGCGCCAAGGAGGACGUUUUGAACCGCCUCGGCGGCCAGCUCACCAAGACGAGCGGCCUCGUUCGCAUCGGCUACGGCAAAGCCGAGUCGACUCCCGCUCCGACCGCGCCCGGCCUCGUCCACCCUCGCUCGACUGCCGGUCCCGCCCCCGUCUCUGCCGCCGAGAUGAACCUGCAGACUCAGCCGACGAGGGCGCUCUGGAUCGGUUCGAUCCCGCCGACGACCACACCCAACCACCUGCUCGCCGUCUUCUCGUCGUUCGGUCCCAUCGAGAGCGCGAGGGUCCUCACGCACAAAUCUUGCGGGUUCGUCAACUUCGAGCGGCUCGACGACGCCGUCGCCGCACGCAAGUCGCUCAACAACCGCGAGAUCCUCGGCGCCGAAGUCGGCCCUGUUCGCAUCGGCUUCGCCAAGGUCCCGACAAAGGUCUCGAAUGCGCCUUUCGCGAACCAGGUCAACGGCGACGGCACGCCUGCUACAGCGGCUGCGAACGGCAUCGGCUCGUACCCGCACGUCUACAACGCCCUCUCGCAGAUCAGCGGCGUGUCGAACAUCCCUGUCGAGCGCCAACUCGCCGACGGCCAGAUGCAGGACUAUCGCAGCAACAUGGUGCUCGGGCUCGUCGGGAACAGCCACUACGCCACGGCGCACGCCUUCCAGCAGCCGUCUCCGCCGCAUGGUCAGCCCGUCGAGACGCACAAGGGUUCAAUCAACGAGAUGCAGCUUCUUAUGCGCGAGCUCAGCCAGGGCGACCCGGAUCUCGAGGAGCACGUCGCUGCUGUCGGCGAGGAGCGACCGCCCAUCAUGUACUAUACCUCGAUCCCACUCGCCGUGCUCAACGACCCUCGCUUUGCCCGCCGCUACUCUAACAACGAUGCGCCGCGCCUUCGUGAGAUACGCAAGAGGCUCGAGUCUGAGUUGCCGAUGGACGAGGUCGACGAGAUUGCUCAUGACCUGAUGGAUGAGAUCGUCCCGCUCGCGUCCGACUACCUUGGCAACACGCUCGUCCAGAAGCUCUUCGAGCAGACGUCGACGCCUGUCCGCAAGGCUAUGCUCGAGCGCAUCGCGCCUCACCUCGCUCCAAUUGGAACGCACAAGAACGGUACCUGGGCUGUGCAGAAGGUCAUCCAGUGCGCGCAGGACGAGGACGAGUAUGCGCUGAUCCAGCAGAGCUUGACGCCGUACACGCCGCCGCUCCUCCUCAACGAUUUCGGCAACUACGUCGUGCAAGGAGCCUUGCGGUUCGGCUCGCCCUACGCCGACUUCGUCUUCGACGCCAUGGUCGACCGGAUCUGGGAGAUUGGCUCUGGACGUUUCGGCGCUCGCAGCACUCGCCAAACGCUCGAGAAUCCUGAGUCGCCUCGCCUGCACGUCAAACGGGUCGCCGCCAGCAUCGUCCUCAACGCCAUCCCGCUCGCGACCAGCUCGAACGGCGCCCUCCUCAUCACCUGGUUCCUCGAAUCCUCCGACCUUCCCAACCGGUACUCGCUUCUCGCUCCUCGUUUCGCCCCGCACCUCUCGCAUCUCUGUACGCACAAGCUGGCGUCGCAGUCGAUCAUGCGCGUCAUCAACCAGCACGAGGACGACGAGGCGCAGCGCAUCAUGGUGGACGCCCUUCUCGAUCCCAACGCCAAAGUGCUCGAGGACAUCCUCGGCGACCAGAUGCACGGCACGGCUUGCAUCCAGAAGGUCACGAGCUCGACGCACCUCACCGUCGAGCGCCGCCAGUACCUCUUCGACCGCAUCAAGGAGGCGAUCGCCUCGCUCAAGGUCGAAGCCGUCCCUGCCUACCGCAAGCUGAUCGAGGAGGUCGGCGGAACCUACUUGGGACCUCCCGCCGGCAAUACGCCGCCUUACACGCCAGGUCCGCUACCUCACCACGGCGGCCGCGGUCCCGCUCGCUCGCCUACGCACGGCUUCGGCGGUCCGCCUCACUCGCACGCUCCCUCUCGCCGCGUCCCGUCCGGCCACCAGCAGUUCGUCACUCCUCAGGUCCCCUACCCGCAGGCGCCAGGUUACGGCACCGCAUCCCCAUACCCUUCCGCCUACUCUGGCGCCGCGCCUUACCCGCUAUACCCUCCGCCGCCUUUCUACGGCGGGCCCGCACCUUCCUCGCAGUUCGGCAGCCCCUUCUCGCCGCCCUUCGGCCACACUUCGCCGCCGAGCAGCCAUGCGCCCUCCGCCUCGUCCCCCGCCGUCUCGCCGAUGAUGGCGCACCCUGGCCUGCCUUUCUCGCCCGGUCUUCCGCCCGGCAGCGCAUACCCGUCAAUCAGCAGUCCCGAUCCGUUCCAGGCGCUGCGCGUCGCGUCGAGCGACUUCAACCCGGCUUUCUCGCCUCUCGCCUCGCCGCCUCCGCCGUUCUACCCGAUGGGCAGCUUCGGUACGUUCGCUGCCCAGCAAGAAGCGCCCGGCGGUCCGUUCGACGCAAACAAGCCUGGCAAUGGCUAG
Rhodotorula toruloides NP11 is the source of this 4101-nucleotide messenger RNA. RefSeq names its product RNA binding protein Jsn1. Gene Ontology annotation, molecular function: RNA binding. The transcript has 12 exons. The record is from RefSeq and is a predicted model, not a curated record. The coding region runs from base 1 to 4101 and encodes 1366 amino acids. NCBI's taxonomy places the organism in Eukaryota, Fungi, Basidiomycota, Microbotryomycetes, Sporidiobolales, Sporidiobolaceae.